AUGAUCAAGCGAAAACAAAUUGGGAGUCUCACUGUCUCUCUUUCUCUCCUCUAUCUCUCUCUCUCACACACACACUCUCUCUCUCUCUCUCUCUCUCUCUCUCUCUCUCUCUCUCAUCCGCCCCCUCUCUCUCUGUCACCCUCUCUCUCUCUCUCCUCCUCCUCUUUCUCUUCCCCCUCUCUAUCUCUCUCACUUUCUCUCUCUCACCCUCUCUCUCUCUCUCUUUCUCUCCCUCCUCCUCUUUCUCUUCCCCCUCUCUAUCUCUCUCACUUUCUCUCUCUCUCUCUCUCUCUCUCUCUCUCUCUGUGUUUAUUAAUAACAUCUUGCCGUAGGGACAAGAUAUGUCUUUUAGUCUCCAACGAACCACGUGUCGUAUUGCAAGCAACACAACAUGCGGACGCCCUAGGCCAAGAAUAUGCAGCCCUUGGCAUGCGUGCCAAAUACGGCACGCCGAUACAUGUUUAUGACACGCGAAACAUUCGAUUCAUACGGACAUUACAUCAUCAGUUAGACAUAUUUUCUCGAUUUUAUUGUGGUGAUGAAGUAUGUGAAGAGAUGGUUGCCUUUGUAACACUACCUGAGGGUACUCCUGAGGCUGAAAUAUGUAAAGCAGUUGUGAACGAAUUAUCUAUUCGACAAAUUCACAUUUCAAAAACUUUCGUUGGUCAUUCCAAACCCACGUGCACGUGGAUUUGGAAUGACCAACGAAAGUCUUACGAAGAAUUGUCUGACAUCACGUGGGUUUGGAAUGACCAACGAAAGUCUUACGAAGAAUUGUCUGACAUCACGUGGGUUUGGAAUGACCAACGAAAGUCUUACGAAGAAUUGUCUGACAUCACGUGGGUUUGGAAUGACCAACGAAAGUCUUACGAAGAAUUGUCUGACAUCACGUGGGUUUGGAAUGACCAACGAAAGUCUUACGAAGAAUUGUCUGACAUCACGUGGGUUUGGAAUGACCAACGAAAGUCUUACGAAGAAUUGUCUGACAUCACGUGGGUUUGGAAUGACCAACGAAAGUCUUACGAAGAAUUGUCUGACAUCACGUGGGUUUGGAAUGACCAACGAAAGUCUUACGAAGAAUUGUCUGACAUCACGUGGGUUUGGAAUGACCAACGAAAGUCUUACGAAGAAUUGUCUGACAUCACGUGGGUUUGGAAUGACCAACGAAAGUCUUACGAAGAAUUGUCUGACAUCACGUGGGUUUGGAAUGACCAACGAAAGUCUUUACGAAGAAUUGUCUGA
Messenger RNA from Acanthosepion pharaonis, 1242 nucleotides. The record is from the annotation of a GenBank genome assembly. Lineage: Eukaryota; Metazoa; Mollusca; Cephalopoda; Sepiida; Sepiidae.